Molecule: messenger RNA, 1034 nt
Organism: Brienomyrus brachyistius
Lineage: Eukaryota; Metazoa; Chordata; Actinopteri; Osteoglossiformes; Mormyridae
Gene: aurkaip1
Product: aurora kinase A interacting protein 1
Exons: 3
Coding region: 162-827 (221 amino acids)
Biological process (GO): mRNA processing
Cellular component (GO): mitochondrion
Source: RefSeq, a predicted model, not a curated record
CCUGUGUUUCUACCCGGAAUUAUUAUCAUGUGCAAAACAGGAAGCUGACAAGUUUCCAUCCGGGACAGGAACCAGCGGCGCACCGGUGUCACAUUGACAUCGCAAUAGAUAGCUAGUUAGGAAUCCAGGAAUGACAUUGCAAGGAUUACAGUAGAGCAAAUAUGUUUAGAAGAAUCUCUCCAUUAUAUGUUUUAUGCAGGUUGUCAAAUAAGGGCAUUGGCACAGGUGUGGUGCCCUCUGCAGGACAGUCUGCAUGCAGUGCAGUGAGGCUAGUCUCCUCUCCUGGCUCGGCCAUCACGUGUGGCAGGCUAAGACGUUAUGGCACUGGGCCCACAGGCAACAUGCUGCCCCCCCAGCGCUGGACAUCCCUUGAGCCAGAGCUGGAGGAGGCCCUCGUUCCCCGAAUGCUGUCUUUGUCCCCUCUGGAGAGCUGGCUCUCCCUUCGCUACUCCCUCCCACCCCUACUGGAGGCCAACCCCUUGCCUUCGGGGGAAGAAGAGAUCCUGCAAACGGUGCUGCCCUCGGACUUGAACCCAGUACUGCCUGAAGACGGGGGUUCAGGUGGUCUGAACUGCAAGAACGUGCUGGAGAUUCGGCGCAGGAAGAUAAACAGGCACAAGUACAAGAAGCUGCUGAAGCGCACAAGGUUUCGCAUUCGGAAAGUGCGGCUGGGAAGGCGGCGGAGGAAACAGAAGCGCUUUGAGAGGGACCUGAGGAGAAUCUUGAAGGGGGCCGGCCUAAGAAGACCCCCCAAGGGGUGGAACACGCCCAAGAUCUUCCUCAAACAAUAUGGGACGGACCGACACCAGCGUGGCGGCAAAGCUUAGCUUCUGUGCCUGAUGUUCACAGAGUUCCUUAAUAAGCAGUCUUCAUACUAGCACACAGUUACUCCGUCUGCAUCUGGAUAGUGAUCGUGAAUGAAAUAUUGUUCAAGGAGACACUAGGAGAUUCUACAUUCAGGCUGUUAUGGGUGUUCAUUCACUUAUUUGUUCAUCAUUUCAAAAUCCAAUCUUUCAUUAAAUGGCUUGUCUGUA